Linum trigynum is the source of this 1998-nucleotide messenger RNA. NCBI's taxonomy places the organism in Eukaryota, Viridiplantae, Streptophyta, Magnoliopsida, Malpighiales, Linaceae. The record is from the annotation of a GenBank genome assembly.
CGAAUAUCCAAACUAAUCGUAUUCUUUGUUAUACUUCUCCAAAUUCUCUAUCUUUGUGUUAUAUUUCUCAUAUUCUAAUCCCUAAUUCUAUUUCAACACACUCCAUUUCCUCUUAAUUCACCUUCUUAUUCUCGCCUGCCUGAGUACGAUUUCUCCAGCACAUUCACUCAUUCCUACACCGGCGGAUAGGAACUCCGACUCGCCGGGAACCGGAACAUUAACCCAAAUUGACCGGACUUCCUCCUCCACUCACUUCUCCCUCAGAACGCCGAUAAGACCCCUGAAACAGGUGUCCUCCCACUUUCCCCUCCACGUGUCCCCUCUCUCCUCAAAACAAAAACAAACAAAAGAUAACACUCACUCACUCACUCACUCACCAAGGUCUUCUUCCCCAUCCGAAUCCCGAAAACCACAGAAAACAGAGCCACAAGCAAACCAGAGAAAGAAGAAAGAAGAAGAAGAAAAUGUCAGGAGGGGUCGGGCCGAGCGCAGACAUAACCCUACCCAAGGAUCAACAAGAGGAAGAGCAAGGCCAAAAGCUCGUCGAGGACCAAAAAAAGACCCCGAAUUCCACCGCCGCUGCUCCAAGAAACAGAGCAUCCCUCCUCAGCUUCUACCAGCUCAACUCCCUCGCCGCCAUCAUCAUCCUCGCCGCCAGCGGCCUCGUGGGCCUCUCCGACCUCGCCUUCGUCGCCUUCUCCCUCGCAUACAUCUUCCUCCUCUCCCGAUUCGCCUUCCCCCCGCUCCCCCUGCCGCCGCCGCCGCAAAAGCCGGACGACGGCGACAACAAGAUCCUCGACACCAAAUCCAAAACCCUCCGCCUCUACGUCUUCGUCAGCGCCCUCCUCGGCAUCUUCCUCCCCGUCGCCUACAUCUGCGAGGGGUUACUCAACGGCGACAACAAGGACGGGAUCAAUGCCGCCGCGGCGUCCCACGUUUUCUUGCUCGCGAGCCAGCUGUUCAUGGAAGGCGUCGCCUUAGGCUCCGGCCGAUUCUCGCUCCCCGUCGGGAUCUUCGUCCCCGUGUUCUACAACUCCCGCCGCAUCUUCACCCUCGCCGACUGGCUCAGCUGCGAGUUCGCGGAGUCCGGCGGCGGCGGCGGUAGGAGGGUGUAUUUCGGGAGGGCUCUGGCGGUGGCGAACAUGGCGUUCUGGGGGUUCAAUCUGUUUGGGCUUCUGUUGCCUGUCGCCGUCCCGAUUUGUCUCAAGAAGUACUACGCCGCUUCUGGGAACAAAGUCUCCAAAGACUGACAAAGCUAGAGCAGGAACGAAACGAGAGGAAAUGAAUGAAAGAAACGUUUCGGUGAGUGCAGCAGAAAUGUCUGUUCCUGUUUUGGGCUUUUGAUUAGGAGAGACACCAUUUGUUAUAAGCAGCUUCUUCUUCUGCCCGCUAAAGGGAUCUCUCUGCUUUCACGUCGCUGACUCGCUUUAUCUCAUUCUCAUGCCCUGUUCUGAGAUCACCCAUGUUAGUAUUGUUAAAAUUUAGUUUCACAAUGUUGAUUUCAAAGGGAUGGAUUGGUUGGUGCAGAUGUUUGAAGGUGUUAUUAGUCUGAUACUUGCCUGAUUUCUAAUCAAAUGUUCAAUUCUAAAAUCAAAAUAUGAUCAAUCAGAUAGAUUGAUAUCCGAAAAAAGUUGACAAUAAGUUCUUUCAGAAUUAACUAUUUGUCCCCUCUGUUAGAGAUGUUUCGGAAACUUCUGUGAUCGAAUAAAUAGCUUUACGAACGAACGGGUUGGAGCUGGAAAUUAUGUGAGAACCGGAACUGAUGUGAGAACUGAGGUGGUAUCCACAUUAUGAGUGUGUUGGAAGUGGAACUGGUGUGAGAAUUGGGGUGGUAUCCACCUUACCGUUAUAUUAACAUGAUUGAAAAGAGAAAAAUGUUUCUAACAGAGAUCAACUUCUUAAUUUUUUUAACAUUGUCAGAUGACCAAGUUGAAUCUAGCUAUAUCAAUGUAGUUAUCAAAAGUUGGUUUGUUGUUGUCAUAAAGUGCAAAGUUAUGA